AUUUCGAUCUUUAUUACACAUAUCCGCUUUGGUCGUUGUUUCUCAUUACUACGGCGGUCAAUGGGAGCUUUGUGGCUUUGUAAUCCAGUCGAGUUUCCUUGUUAAUCUGGUACUGGCUUGGGAAGUGAAUUGUUUCAUCUUUGAAUAUAUUAAAGUAUAUUAUAUUUAUAUUGUGUGUCCUGCUAAAUGAAUAUAAAUUUAAGAUGAAUUCAAUGAGCAUGGCCCAGGUCGCAUCAUCAAAAGAAUCGGUCAGUCAGGCCAACCAGGAGUACUUACUCCAGGGAUCUAUUAUUGCAUCUGCUGUUGAACACUUAAUUCACCGGCUUCGUGGAUUGUGCGAUAACGUGGAAAAUGUACCCGAGACAUUUCAUGAUUUGGAAGUAUGUAUGAGCAUGAGGCAGCCGAAUCAGGUUCCCUUACAAGUACGUGUUCGCCGAGCACUGGGCACUCGGGAUUUGCCAUUUCAACUCAGAUAUAUCGGACAACCCGAACUAGAUCGAUCUAGGCCAACUUUGGUACGAUCCAGCAUCGAUGUUGGAUGCACAUCAACCGUUCUUGAAUUCCUAACUGAAUUGGGUUGCAGAGUAGAUUUUGAGUACGUUAGCCAAGGAUUCUUGUUUCGCAAAGGCCGAAUGAAAAUUACGGUGGCGAAAAUAUUUAAAAUUAUUCCUGGAAAACAGAAUGACAGUGAACCAGUGUGUAACAGCUAUUUGGUGGAACUAUCGGUAUUAGCGCCAAAUGGACAGGACGCGAUUGGAGAUGAAAUGCGUAUAUUUGCUGAACAAUUAAAACCAUUAGUACAUCUUGAAAAAAUUGAUUACAAAAGACUUGGCAAUAUUCCAUAAGUGUAAAUGCUCUAAUAUUAAAUAUUUGUAAAUUAACUAAAUAA
Messenger RNA from Musca domestica (house fly), 889 nucleotides. RefSeq names its product mediator of RNA polymerase II transcription subunit 18. Gene Ontology annotation, molecular function: transcription coregulator activity. Gene Ontology annotation, cellular component: mediator complex; core mediator complex. Bases 204 to 845 code for a protein of 213 amino acids. The transcript is spliced from 2 exons. Gene Ontology annotation, biological process: regulation of transcription by RNA polymerase II; termination of RNA polymerase II transcription. The record is from RefSeq and is a predicted model, not a curated record. Lineage: Eukaryota; Metazoa; Arthropoda; Insecta; Diptera; Muscidae.